Molecule: messenger RNA, 2936 nt
Organism: Cydia pomonella (codling moth)
Lineage: Eukaryota; Metazoa; Arthropoda; Insecta; Lepidoptera; Tortricidae
Product: syntenin-1-like
Exons: 5
Coding region: 169-1044 (291 amino acids)
Cellular component (GO): cytoplasm; plasma membrane
Molecular function (GO): protein binding
Source: RefSeq, a predicted model, not a curated record
GGGUGGGCCUUUCCCAGUUCUCAGUGGAUUUUGACAUUCUUUGAUUUUGACAAACUUGUUCGUGUAUAAAAUAAGUUUUCUGCGUAUAUUAGUUUUGCUUUGGGUUAACUAGGAGAUAUCUCCUUUAAACUCCGUCAUACUUUAUUUUGUUGUAAUAAGGUGGUAAGGAUGUCGCUGUACCCUUCUCUGGAGGACAUGAAGGUGGACACCAUGGUGCGGGCCCAGAUGGCCCAGCAUCAGGGUCCGCCACCCUACACUCACAACCACCUGCCAGUGGCAGCUGCCCCAUCCGCCCCUGCCCCAACUGGCCAAUUCUACCCCUCCUUGGGAGAAUACAUGGGUUUAGAGUUCUCCGAAAGUGUCAUUGCCGCGAAUAUGCCAGAAUAUCGAGUCCAAAACGUUCAAUCUGGAGGUACAGUAAGCAACCUGAUAGCUCCCCUAUCCUCUCAAUCAGUGUCCCUACCGAAAGCUACUGUAACUAAUGCCAUAAGGCAAGUGGUUCUUUGCAAAGAUGCAGAUGGCAAGUGUGGGGUCCGUCUGCAUUCCGUCAACAGUGGUGUAUUUGUGUGCUAUGUCGCUGCUGGGAGCCCUGCAGCUCUGGCCGGGCUCAGGUUUGGAGACCAAGUACUGGAAAUAAAUGAUGUAGCACUUGCUGGCCUGACUAUGGAGAAGUGCCAUGAGUUGUUGCGAAAGGCGCCUGUUAAUGGAAUCACAAUGGCAGUGAGGGACAGGCCUUUUGAGAGGACUAUUACUCUGCACAAAGACUCCAUUGGACAUGUGGGCUUCCACUUCAAAGAUGGGAAAGUUGUUGGUCUAGUAAAGGAUUCAUCUGCGGCUCGUAACGGAAUGCUGACCGAUCAUCAGCUAAUGGAAGUGAACACAGUCAAUGUUGUUGGAAUGAAAGAUAAAGAAAUAUCAAAAGUAAUUGAUAACAGCCCGUCUGUUGUAAACAUUACAAUUAUUCCACACUAUAUUUACAAGCACAUGAUAAGCAAGAUGUCUUCGUCACUGUUCAAGGAGUUUGAUCGUACACCAGCUGUCUAAGUAAAGUUAUUUCUUUUACACAAAUUAUCUUAUAUUUAAGGCUCAACUAUACAUGCAUUUCUUUAGUCACGAAUUUAUUAAGAGGUAUCACAUUUAUCGUAAUUGCCACAGUUCUUUUUAGAAAGUCAGAACUCAUCUCUUUCAUUGUUUAAGCUUAGUUUAAUUUUAAACCUACUUAUUGCAUACUAUAUAUAUUCAUUGUGUUUUUCUAACUUAAAAAGUAACACUUUGCCAGUUAUCAAUUAGGAUGACUGAUAUUUGUCUACAAUCAAAGUGGUACAUUUUCUGCCUCAGAAAACGGAACUAUUUAUGCUAUUUUAGUCUUUAGGGGCUGUGAAUCGAGAUUGUCUCAAGGCGAGUCGCUAGUGGCAGGAAGGCCUAACAAUCAGCCAUUGUUUAAAGUCCUUAUCUAACGGAAUUACCGCUGUCCGGGUACACGGUGCUAAUUAGAAUGCCCUAGUUUUGCUUAUUUAGUACGUAAAGAAUUUGUGAGUCAUAACCAUAACUGACCAGAGUUUGCGAUCCGUUGUGAAAAAUACGGCAUGAGUCACGGCAUGAACUUAAUGAUAAACUAUGUCACUUAGUGAAAGGCUACUUAGUUUCCACGUGAUAUCAUUAAAGGAAGGAAAUGAAGGUGUUUGGAUUGGACGUAAGAACAAUGCCUGUUUCUUUUAUUUAUAAAGACUUAGUUUUAUAAAACAAGUAAAUAUCGUUAGGGCAAACUAAAUCUCGAGUGGUAGAUGGCUGAGUAUGAAUCAGGGCAGCCCUGGUAAAGCUGAGUUUUUUUUUCUGUAGACGUUGUGACAUAGUUUUUCUUGUUAAAUCAGGUAAUACAGCGAAUAUAAAUGAUGCUAGAUGUCGCUAUAGCCUCUCUAAGGCUCAUAUAUGGUGGAAAUAUUGGCUGUAUUGGUAGCUCAGAUGGCAGAGCACUGUACUAGUGAUCCAGUGGUUGUUUUCCACUUUUAAUUUAUUUCUAAGCUUAAUAGCAUCGUUCACAGACGUUUCUGCUUGAUACAACAUUAAUUUGGAGACAGUAAUGAUAAUGCGAUUUAGUGUUAAAAAAGCAAUGUCAACAAUAUUGAACAGGUAUUUGUUUUCUUAUCUUUCUUAUAUUUAGCAAUCUAAUUAUAUUAGGCAUAAGUACUGCACAAGUAUAUGCCUCUACCUAUGCACUUCUCAUUUAAAGACUGGGCUGUUUACUUUAUAAUUUUCAUCCCAUAGUGUGCUAUAGUAAAGUUGUUCUUUCGAUUUUCUGCCAAAUGCGAUUGCUUGGUUUUCAAUCGAGCAGUUUAUUCAACUAUUUAUAGACUGUUACUUUCUUUAUUUGUAGUUAUACGAUAUUUUAUAACCUUUACACACUUUAGAUGUACAGUCAACCAAUUAGAAUCCUAGGCCACUAUAGAACUUGACACGCAUCACUCAAUAAGCACUGUCGUAGAAGUCAUUAUGGCAUGGUUCUAUAGUGGCCUAGGAAUCAAAUUGGUUGACUGACCUAUGCAUAUGCAUGUGUUAUAUUAUUAUAGAAAAAUUAGAGUUGAUGUUUACAUUUAAUACCUUGUUUAUUUUAUUACAGUAAUAAUAUUUUUAAAAGUGCCAUUAUGAUUGUCAAUAUUGAUUAUAAUUUAAACAUUUUGAUAAUAGAGUAUCUAAUCCUAUUUGAUUGUGUGUCUUAAUGAAAAUUAUAGAUUGAUUAAUAUAAUAAAUUUGGUUUUCAAUUGCAUUAGAGAAUAUGUAGAAGAAUAAUUGGUCUUGAUUUAUAUGUAGAAUUUAAUAUUAUUUACGUUAUUUGUAGAUAAAAUAUUAUAUUUCAAAAUAAGAUAGAUGAUAAUACGACUGAAUGUUGGUUUUCGUAAUUUUAAUAGUCAUAUAACAAAACCAAAGACUUAUUGAUU